UAGAAUCACCAUAUGAAAGGUGAAAGAAUUGAUACUUGGUCUUCAGUAGAAGAAAAUCAAAAUAAAAGUGAUAAAAUUAGUCAAGAAUCCGCCUCACCUCAUGUUGUAAUCACUAAAAAGACUCGGAGAAUUAAAGAAAAAUGUUUGGCUCGUGCUUCAAAAGGGACAGAGAAAGAUCUCUCGAUUUCUAUAUCUCCUCCAAACCUCAACGAGGAUAUAAAAAUUCUGGAGUCAAUGAAAUUACAAAAUAAAGAUAUUAUAAAUACUAGUACUCAAGAGAACCCUUUUUCUAAAAAUAGACCUCCAUCAUGCAGAUUUCCUUUCAGAAACAUGAUGUUAAGUAAGGAAAACUUACAGAUCAGGAAAAACUGAGACAUUCAGAUCCACCACAAAUAAGCAGAGACCAAAAACAGCUAGAUUUAGAAGAAAAGUACCUAAUUCCAAAUAAAUAUUGCUCUCUUCGACCACGAGUUAAGAAAAUGACUGGAGAAUUUGAAAAAUAUUUAAUGAAAAUAAAGAAGAGAAAAUAAGAGUAAAGAAAAUAAGAUUCAGCCUAUCAAAGACACAACUCAGACUAACGGUCUUAACAAAGAACUAACUUGGGUCAACAUUUCUUCUAAAGGGAGGAACACCAUUCUUCCUUUUGCGUUUGAUAAGAAAAUCAAGAUUGCUGCUAGAAGACCCCAAACUGCUAUUAGGAGAGGUUCCUGAGAAACAGUUUAUAAAGAAAGAGUCAAUAGAGUCUGAAAACUAAAAACUCUAUCAGCACAUAAUACUACAAAAGAUAUUAGCAAAAGACUGAAAGACUUUUAUAUCUCUACUCGUAUUAAACCAUGUAGUCUUAAGAAGAGAAACAAAAGGAAAGACCUGAUGAAUAUUCAGAGGAAUUAUACUGUCAGCAAAACUCCUUUGGCACAUCUCCACCCAAGAUUGAAGCAAGCUAUGAAGAAGAAUAAGCUUCGAAAGAUCUUCAGCUAAGCAUCUGUCAAUAAUGAAGAGGAUUAAUUCAGGCUACUCCAUAGAAACAUUUCUCUAAUUAUUUCAACAU
Messenger RNA from Moneuplotes crassus, 1048 nucleotides. NCBI's taxonomy places the organism in Eukaryota, Ciliophora, Spirotrichea, Euplotida, Euplotidae. The record is from the annotation of a GenBank genome assembly.